Messenger RNA from Nezara viridula (southern green stink bug), 829 nucleotides. NCBI's taxonomy places the organism in Eukaryota, Metazoa, Arthropoda, Insecta, Hemiptera, Pentatomidae. The record is from the annotation of a GenBank genome assembly.
AUGGCUAAACGAAGAAAGCGAGCUUCCCUGCGUUGGCUCUGGAAAAUGAAGAAGUCAUCAUAUCCACCUUGGCUCUCCGCGCGUUGGACCCCAACACCAGACGACAGUUCGAACUCUCACACGCAAUCAUUAAUAAUAUCAAUCUCCUUCGAGGAGAGGAGGGAGCUAACCAUAUGGAGGUGGAACACUACAGCCAAUGAAAAUGCUCGGAAGGAGGUAGUUCCCCCACCAUCCGCCCCCCAUUGCUGGAGCCCUCAACAGGGCCAGAGCAUUCACUAUCUGUUCAGCUACUUUGCCAACUACAGCAUGGAGAAACAUUGCAGCUCACGGUCUUCCACAGAUCGUCGAUUUAACAAAAGCUUAAACCAGUGGAGGACACUUCGAAUGGGGAGCUUCGUCGCUAACGCUUUGGAGUUCUUUUCCACCUCCAAGAGAGGAGCCAUCAUCAAAAAACUUCAUGAUGUGCAGGACCUGUAUAGGGGUGGCGCUCAAUGGAUGCUCGGCGAACACAGCAAGUUGAGCUGGCAACUGUUGAGAUUAGAACACUUUAGAAUGGACCCCGAGAGCUACGCUGACCCCGACAGAAGCCACGACGUGCCCCUCAGCUACAGCGACGCAUUGAUCACUUUUGUCGCUUCCUUGCCUGGGCCUAACAGGGAACUCUUCCUGAAUGACCUCUGUAAUCUAAUCGCCAAUGUUAUUUCUGAUGUAACAUUAUGAUUACAUAUUCAUAUAAUUUUAAUUAUAUUUUAUUAUUUACAUUUUUCGAUUUAUGUAAUUUUUAUUUGAUGGUAGAAAUUUUGUUAAUAUGACUGUUGAUAAAGAUAUA